UUGAGGAAUUUCAAUCCCAUUCCUUGGAGUGUCUUGAUUUAAGUAAUAAUAAACUCCACGGAUCCCUUCCAAGCUCAAUCUUUCAACAAGUGAAUCUUACUUUCCUAGAUCUUUCCUCAAAUUCCUUGAGCGGUGAUGUCGGGAUACACGACUUUUCAAAGUUAAAAAGACUGGAAUACCUUUCAAUCUCAAAAAACCAAUUGAGUGGAGAGAUACCUUCUUCAAUUUGUGAUCUUAAUUCGCUUAAAUAUCUUGAUUUGUCCAAUAAUUCUCUCAAUGGAACAGUUCAUCCAUGUCUUGGAAAUUUUAGUGUCAACUUAUUAGUGUUGAAUCUGCAUAUAAACAAGUUGCAUGGCACAAUUCCUCUGACAUUUACAAAGGGAAAUUCAUUGAGGAAUCUCAACCUUAAUGGAAAUCAACUUGGUGGGAUAUUGCCGCAAUCUUUGGUUAGAUGUAAAAAGAUGGAAAUGUUAGAUGUUGGAAAUAACAAGAUGAAUGACACGUUUCCCUACUGGUUGGAAUCUCUUCCAAUGCUACAAGUUCUUAUCUUGAGAUCUAAUAGAUUUCAUGGUUCCAUAGAGGUUAGUCCCAAAACUGCACUUCCUUUCCGAAACUUGCGAAUCAUGGACCUCUCUGACAAUGAGUUCAGUGGUAAUUUGCCAACAAAAUAUUUCAAGAAUUUGUUGGCCAUGAUGGAUGCAUAUUCGGACCAAUUGACAUACAUGGAAGAAGAUCAAUAUUAUGAAUCUACCAUUGUGGUCAUAAAAGGCUUCUUUCAUGAAUUGGAGAAAAUUCAAACCAUUUUCACAACAAUUGACUUGUCCAAAAAUAAUUUUGAGGGAGAGAUUCCAAAGUUGAUCGGGAAGCUAAAGUCUCUUAAAGGGCUCAACUUUUCACAUAAUAAAUUGACUGGUCCUAUCCCAUCAACAUUGGAAAAUUUGAGUAACCUUGAAUGGUUAGACCUCUCUUCGAAUGAGCUUGUUGGAGAGAUUCCUCAACAAUUGACAAACAUGAUAUCUCUUGAAGUGUUAAACCUCUCAAAAAACAGAUUGGUUGGACCCAUACCUAGUGGCAAGCAAUUCAACACAUUCGAUAACACUUCAUACAGUGAAAAUAUGGGAUUAUGUGGAUUUCUAUUGUCUAAAAUAUGUGGCAAUAAUGAGGCACCACAAUCUCCGACCACAAAGUUCGAAGAAGAAGGUGGUUAUGGGUUUGACUGGAAGAUCAUCUUGGUGGGUUAUGGAUGUGGAAUCGUGAUUGGAGUAUCAUUGGGAUAU
Ziziphus jujuba (common jujube) is the source of this 1277-nucleotide messenger RNA. RefSeq names its product receptor-like protein 9DC3. The annotation marks the transcript as partial. The transcript has a single exon. The record is from RefSeq and is a predicted model, not a curated record. Lineage: Eukaryota; Viridiplantae; Streptophyta; Magnoliopsida; Rosales; Rhamnaceae. Gene Ontology annotation, molecular function: protein binding.